This is a messenger RNA of Brienomyrus brachyistius, 1592 nucleotides long. It is a transcript of the gene crtap, whose product is annotated as cartilage associated protein. Gene Ontology annotation, molecular function: collagen binding; protein binding. Gene Ontology annotation, biological process: peptidyl-proline hydroxylation to 3-hydroxy-L-proline; collagen fibril organization. Lineage: Eukaryota; Metazoa; Chordata; Actinopteri; Osteoglossiformes; Mormyridae. The transcript is spliced from 8 exons. The coding region runs from base 87 to 1277 and encodes 396 amino acids. Gene Ontology annotation, cellular component: endoplasmic reticulum. The record is from RefSeq and is a predicted model, not a curated record.
UGGCACUUUGGGGGGUAGGCGGACUUGGAGGUGUCUGCCGUCGGGAUUUCGCGUUUCGCCUCGUCCGGCGUCGGCUUACAGCAGAAAUGGCAACGAUUUCUAUUCUGACACGAACUUUUCUUUUGAUCGUGCUUUCGGAUGUUGUACAUGGUCAGUACGAAAGUUACAGCUUCAGAAGUUUCCCAAAAAAUGAACUGAUGCCACUUGAUUCGGCUUAUAAAUACGCGUUAGAUCAGUACAGCGAGGAGAAGUGGCAGGAGAGCGUGGAGUAUCUGGAGGUAAGUCUGCGUCUCUACAGGCUGUACAGGGACAGCGAGGCUUUCUGCAAUAUGAACUGCAGCACUGCUCGCAUGGAGGACGAAGGGAAAUACGCGCAAUUCCCGGAGCUGCGGUCCUUCGGGAACAUCAUGAAACGGGCCCAGUGCCUGAAGAGAUGCAAGCAGGGCUUACCGGCUUUCAGGCAGACCAAGCCCAAGCGGGAGACCCUGGAGGAGUUUGAGAAUCGGGAGCCCUACAAGUACCUGCAGUUCGCUUACUUCAAAGCUGACAACCUGGCCAAAGCAGUGUCAGCUGCCCACACCUUCCUGCUCCAGCAUCCCAAGGAUGAGAUGAUGCAGAGGAACAUGGCCUACUACAGAAGCCUGCCAGGGACUGAAGAGCACCUCAGGGACCUGGAGACCAAGUCCUAUGAGGUUCUCUUUAUCCGGGCAGUGAGAGCGUACAAUGGAGACAAUUACCUGACCUCGAUAUCCGACAUGGAGCUCGCUCUGCGUGACUACUGCAAGGUGUAUGGCGAGUGCCUGGCCGCGGCAGAGGGCUCCCGGGAAGUCCGAGACUUCAAGGACUUCUACUCUUCCAUAGCAGAUCAUUACACAGAUGUCUUGAGGCGAAAGGUCAGGUGUGAGAAUGAGCUCACUCCUGUCAUUGGGGGUUUUCCUGUGGAGAGGUUUGUGGGGACCAUGUACCACUAUCUGCAGUUUGCAUACUACAAGCUGGACGAUGUGAAGAAGGCCGUGCCCUGUGUGGCCAGCUAUGUGUUGUUUGACCCUGAUGACGAGGUCAUGAAGAGCAACAUGGUCUACUAUCGCUUCCACAAGGAUAAGUUUGGCCUUGCAGAGGACGACUUCCUUCCUCGUUCGGAGGCAGUAUGGUACUUUAACAUGACCACCAUGCAGAAGGAAAUGCUGGCCUUCUCAGAACGACGGCUACAGGCAGACGAUGAGGGGGAGGUGCUGGAAUUCCUGGACGAGAUGGUGGAAAAUAAAAACAAGAGCUGAUGAAACACCUUGCCAGUAUUUGUGUGAAGCUCAUGGUGUUGACAUUUGAACAUUCCCAACAUGCAGUCAAGACUGGUCUAGGUUUUUUUUUUCUUGUUGCUGUAUUUAUUUGAAGGCGGACUUUAUUUUUGUACACUGACUCCGGACGGUACCGUGUGUCUGGCUGUCACACCGUCCACCUGCUCUCCUGCAUACGUGACGACGUAUGCAGCUCCAGUAUGCCAAGUGCGGCCCAAAAUGCUGCUUACUAACAUUGAGGACUGUUGUACACGUGGGUGGUUUUUCUUUAAAAAUGAACUUCUUCUGAACGUGAAA